CAAACCCAUCUUUAGACUUCCUCUCUUUCUCUAUUGGAAAAAGAAGGCUCUUUGCUGAACAGGAAUUCAAAGAAUGGGGUGUUCAAGUUCUUUCUUGACUUCCUUUCUUCUAAUUGCAGUGCUAAGUGUGACUAAUGGGCAGCCUCUGGUUCCUGCAUUGUUCAUAUUUGGAGACUCUGUGGUUGAUGCUGGCAAUAAUAAUAACCUACACACCAUUGUUAAGGCAAACUUCCCUCCUUAUGGAAGGGACUUCACCAAUCACGCGCCAACCGGGAGGUUUUGCAAUGGAAAACUCGCCUCUGACUUCACUGCUGAAAACCUUGGGUUCACCUCUUACCCGCCAGCUUAUCAAAACUUGAAGGCCAAAGGGAAAAACCUCUUGAAUGGUGCCAACUUUGCGUCGGGUGCAUCUGGUUACUAUGAACCUACGGCCAAAUUAUAUCAUGCAAUUCCUUUGAGUCAGCAGCUGGAAAACUACAAAGAAUGCCAGAACAUAUUGGUGGAAGUAGCAGGACAAUCAAAUGCUUCAUCAAUCAUAUCGGGGGCUAUACAUCUUAUAAGUUCAGGGAACAGCGACUUCCUUCAGAAUUAUUACAUAAAUCCUCUGCUUUAUAAGGUUUAUACUGCUGAUCAGUACUCAGACAUACUCUUGCAAGCCUAUUCCAGUUUUGUUCAGAACUUGUAUGCACUGGGCGCAAGGAAGAUUGGGGUGACCACAUUACCUCCUAUGGGCUGCCUACCAGCAGCCAUCACCCUGUUUGGUUUUGGUAGCAACCAAUGCGUGGAAAGGAUCAACAAUGAUGCUAUCAACUUCAAUAAAAAGCUAAACACCACUUCUCAGAGCUUACAGAAGCAGCUUCCAAACCUCAAUUUGGUCGUCCUUGAUAUCUACCAGCCUCUCUAUCAGCUUGUCUCUAAGCCUUCAGAAAAUGGUUUCUUUGAAGCAAGGAAGGCUUGCUGUGGAACGGGCUUGCUGGAGACCUCUAUACUGUGCAAUCGCAAGUCCAUAGGGACAUGUGCCAAUGCGUCUGAGUAUGUAUUCUGGGAUAGUUUUCAUCCUUCAGAAGCUGCAAACAAGGUCUUGGCAGAUAAUUUACUCACUGCAGGCAUCUCUCUCAUCUCAUAAUUUCAAUCACUUUCGGGCUUAUGUUCUGCUUGUACUUGAUUAUGGUACUGUGAGAGUUUGGGAUUCAUACGGAAGGAGGUUUAAUUUGUUGAACGGGAAAGUUCAGUGUGGGUUCUCAGGUUUGUGUAAUUGAAUAAGACCAAUGAUCGUGUUGUAUGCUCGUAUAAGAUUUCUUCUCGUGUAAAGUUUCUCCUUUUGGUUGAUCAAAUAUGGUAUGCUUUGUAUUUCCAGAGUUUGUAAUCAGUGAAUUAAUGUGACCGAUAAGUAAUAGAGAUAGCAA
This is a messenger RNA of Prosopis cineraria, 1406 nucleotides long. RefSeq names its product GDSL esterase/lipase At5g22810-like. The coding region runs from base 74 to 1126 and encodes 350 amino acids. Gene Ontology annotation, molecular function: lipase activity. The transcript has 5 exons. Gene Ontology annotation, biological process: lipid metabolic process. NCBI's taxonomy places the organism in Eukaryota, Viridiplantae, Streptophyta, Magnoliopsida, Fabales, Fabaceae. The record is from RefSeq and is a predicted model, not a curated record.